Molecule: messenger RNA, 2988 nt
Organism: Chelonus insularis
Lineage: Eukaryota; Metazoa; Arthropoda; Insecta; Hymenoptera; Braconidae
Gene: AGO3
Product: Argonaute 3
Exons: 5
Coding region: 203-2959 (918 amino acids)
Biological process (GO): regulatory ncRNA-mediated gene silencing
Cellular component (GO): P granule
Molecular function (GO): piRNA binding; protein binding; RNA endonuclease activity
Source: RefSeq, a predicted model, not a curated record
GUGAAUCGUCACAUGUACCGGCACUGGUUUGCCGCGCGUGGUUCGACAUCGAAAACUUUUUGAUCAAGUUUAAUCGUGUUUAAAUUUGUGUUUUUUUACGUUAAAAUUAGAUCCGUAAUUAAACGAAUUAUUACCAAUUUGUUAUACAAGAUUAUCAUUAUCGAAAAAUCAUUUGAAGAGCUUGAGUUAAAAAACAAUAAAGAUGGCCGAUCCAGGAAGAGGACGUGGAAGAGGUGCUGCAUUGUUGGCAAUGCUACAAAAACAGCGCAGCGAAGCAGGAAGUCAAGAUGGAUCAUCAUCUAAUGUUGCCGCAGCUUCUCCGCAAUCAACAGCAUCAGCAACGGAUAAUGACAACAUACCACCAGCAGAACCAAAGCCACCAAUGAGACCUUUGGGAAGAGCAUCCCUGCUUAAUAUAGCUCAAAAAUCAUUGUCUUCUCCAGGCAUUUCAACGUUAACUCCACCUCAAACUCCAACAGCAAGGGGUGUUGGUCGGGCAUUAAUUCAAAAAUUAUGUAGCCCUCCUGAACCAGUUCGUCCAGGACCUCCUCCUCCUCCUCCUCCUCAACAAAUUGUAAGGCCAGGUCUUGGAGAUCAAGGAUUACCUGCACAAAUGAGCGCCAUAAGUUUGGGCGGAGGAUCAACAACAUCAUCAGAUAAUCCAGUAUCUCGUAUGGGAACAACAGGAAAAAUGAUUGAUAUUAUGUCAAAUCAUAUCAAUAUUAAAGUGAGCUCAGGUAAAGGCAUCUUCCGAUAUGAAGUAAAAUUCAAUCCACAGAUAGACUCACCGAGUAUUAGAAAUGCAUUACUCAAUCAACAUAAAAAUUUGCUCGGCGGUACCAAGGUGUUUGAUGGAAUUAUUUUAUUUAUUCCAAUACGACUUCCCAAAGAUAGAAUUGAAGUAGAAUCCCUUCUUAGAGACGGAACUACUGUUAAAUUAACUAUCAUCUUCCAACGCCAACAAAAACCUUGUGACAGUGUAGGAUUCUUUAAUGUUCUGAUGAAUAGAGUAUUAAAAAUGAUGAAUUUAGUUCGAAUUCACCGAAAUUAUUUCAAUCCUCGAGCUGCUCAUAAAAUUGAGCAACAUCAUAUGGAAUUAUGGCCUGGAUAUGUGACAGCUAUCGAAGAAAUGGAAGGAGGUUUGAAAUUAAAUAUUGAUGCUUCUCAUCGAGUUAUGAGAACAGAUACGGUUCGUGAUUAUAUUUAUAAUACGUAUAAACAAACAAAAGAUCGAGGUAAUUUUAAAGAAACUGUCAUGAAAGAAUUAAUGGGUUUAAGUGUACUUACACGUUAUAAUAACAAGAAUUAUCGAAUCGAUGAUAUUAUUUGGGAUAAGGGUCCUUGGGUAACUUUUAACUGUAAAGGACAAGAAAUAACAAUUGCUGAGUAUUUUAAUACUCAUUGGAAAUUAGAAAUAAAAGAUAUGAAACAACCAUUAAUUCUCAAUCGUCAGACAGUAAAAUUGUCUCGUGGUGAGACAAAAGAAGAAGAAAUUUAUCUUGUUCCGGAAUUAUGUUAUUUAACUGGAUUAACUGAUAAAGUUAGAAGUGACUUUAGAAUCAUGAAAGAUCUUGCAGCUGUAACACAAGUGAAUCCAGAUUCACGUAGACAGGUGAUAAGAAAAUUUAUCCACAGUGUAAAAUCUACACCAGAAGCUGCGAAACUACUUGAAGAAUGGGGAUUGGAAAUGGAAGAUGAUAUAGUUACUCUACCAGGAAGAGUACUUCCACCUGAAAAAGUUUUCUUUGGAAAUAGAAGAGAAGUUUCUGCUGGUGACAAAGCUGAUUGGGGUUCAGCAGCUGUUAGAAAUCAAGUAUUACGUAAUGCUAAUAUGCAUAAUUGGUGCAUUGCUUACAUUCAAAAAGAUGAAAGAGUAGUAAAUGAAUUUUGCAAAAUACUAAGAACAGUUUGCAAAGAUAUCGGUGUUGGAAUUGGUGAAGGGAUUAAAAUUUCAUUGAAAAAUGACAGUGCCCAAUGUUAUGUCACUGAAAUAAGGAAGAGAAUUAAUCCUGAUUUAGAUAUAGUAGUUGCCAUCUGUCCAUCAAAUCGAAAUGAUCGAUAUUCUGCCAUAAAAAAACUUUGCUGUGUUGAGAGUCCAAUAAAAUCUCAAGUAAUACAAACUAAAACUAUAUCUAAAGAUAAUAAACUUAAAUCAGUGACGGAAAAAAUUGCUUUGCAAAUGAAUUGCAAACUUGGAGGUGCUCUAUGGGCAUUAAACAUACCUGUUGAUCAUAUCAUGAUAGUUGGAAUGGAUGUGUAUCAUUCAGGACCCGGUGGAACUACACGUUCAAGUGUUGCUGGUUUUGUUGCAAGUUUAGAUAAAAGUUUUACUACAUGGUAUAGUAGACCAUACUUCCAGAGACCUGGUCAAGAGUACAUUGAUGUACUGAAAAUUUGCUUUGCUUCUGCACUUACUGCAUAUCGCAACAAAAGAGGCGUUUAUCCUGAAAGAAUCGUUGUCUAUCGUGAUGGAGUUGGUGAUGGACAAUUAGAAACAAUUGCAUCUUAUGAAAUUGAACAAUUGAAAGCUGCUUUUGGGUUAAUUGAACCUAAUUACUCGCCUAAAUUAACAGUCAUUAUUGUUCAAAAACGUAUUAACACCCGAUUAAUGGCAACAGUGAAGAAUCAAAAAAAUAGGCUGGAAAAUCCACCACCGGGUACUAUCGUGGAUUCUUGUGUUACCCGUCGUAAUUGGUAUGACUUUUUCUUAGUACCACAGGUAUCGCGACAAGGUACUGUGAGUCCUACUCAUUAUAUUGUCUUAGUUGAUGAUGCUGAAUUUGACACGGAUCAAUUGCAAAGACUGACAUUUAAAAUGUGUCACUUAUACUACAAUUGGCCUGGUACAAUUAGGGUACCAGCACCGUGUCAAUAUGCACAUAAAUUAGCUUAUUUAGUUGGCCAAAAUAUUGGCACCGAACCUCAUGAAAUUUUAUCAGAUUCAUUAUAUUAUUUAUAAAAUAAAUAAGUGUAACUAGUUUUCCGUGA